UCCUCCUCCUCCUCCUCCGCUCCAGCCGACGGCGACACAUCUCCUCUAUUACCUCAAGCGUUUACUAUUAGAUAAAGUUAUAUUUAUCGCUGUUGUACAGCUACAACGUAUUACCGCUCGGUUAAAGAAAAGGCUCUGAAAUCACUAAAAACACGGAAACCAGACUCCACGAUGAUGAUUGAAGUAGUUUUGUUUGGAUGCUUCCUGACGUGCGUUUGUGGUAAUGGGGUUGCAGAUGUGGUCCUUUCCUGCACCCUGGUGGAGGAGGGAGCCGGACUGGGUGGAAUGGGUGGAAUGGGUGGUGGCGCCCUUUUCACACGGACUCCAGCCACUCUUGUCUUAAGAGACAUCCCAGUGUCUCCUGACGAAUCGCUGGAAACGCUCACUCCGUUUGUCCCGCCUUCAGUCCCUGAUCCAGAUGCCAUCCUGUUAGAAGCCAAAGUCUCAUCACCUGAAAUCCCCAAAGCAGAUGUGCUGCUCCAUGCGGACUGUAAUGAGCAGGAAGUGAUGUGUGAAAUCAGCAGUUACACCCCCCGUGGAGCCCAGGAACAUUCGGAGCCAGCCUACUUCAUGGUCUCCCUUAAUGUGGAGGGAAUUGAGUUUAGCACCGCGUUGAUCCUGCAGACUCUGACGGUGAAGAAGGACCAGUCAACCCUCAUACAAAACAAACUGGGUCUGCCUCUUAGCCAGUCCGGAACUCUUCUGACUGAGGUGAUAUUCCUGGUGUUUUCCCACAUUACGUCCGUAACUGCCCCUCUGAGGGGUGAUGUUCUCCUCAACUGUGGAUUCAGGCAGCAGGAGAGACCCUUAGCACAGGAGGUGGGCAUUGAGUGGCGAGUGCAGCACAGGGGGAAAGGGCGGAAAGUGCUUGAAAUGAAGACAAGGCUGGAUGGUGCAGAAGAGAGCACAGAGGUGAAUGCAGAAAGGAAGGGCUCAAGCAUGGAUGUCGCCAAGGUUGUCGGCGAGGGCGACGUCUCUGUGAGUCUGGCCAAGCUGAAGGUUUUGGAUGAGGGGACCUACAUCUGCACUGUCAGUACAGGCCUUUUCCAAGCUCAGCAGAUCAUUCAACUCAACAUUAUUCAGCCACCCCAAGUUUCACUCUCAGAGGAGAAACUGGUUUUGAAGACACCCCAGACACUGAGCUGCCACUGCGCUCAAUACUAUCCACUGGAUGCUCAGAUGGAGUGGUCCUACCACUCUCCCACAGACGCAGAGCCUACAGUGUUUCCAGAUCAGGGCUCUCUGUCCAGCCAUCGACAGCAUGGCGAUGGGACCUAUUCCCUGUCAUCUCACCUCACUGUGCCCUCCAGCAUCUCCCCUGGAACCACGAUCACCUGCAGGGUGUCCCACCCGGCCAUGAGCGCUCCUCUCUCAGUCAGUCUGGUGGUAGAAACCCCACAGCCAGAUUCCUAUUGGUUGGUGCUGGGUUUCCUGGUCGUCACUGUGAUUUUCUUCUACCAGGUCAUGAGAUAAGUUAGCAGAUAUUAUAGUAGAUAAUCCUGAUUUGAAACUGAGCCCAGAAAAACUUUUUUGUGUCAUUUGUGAGCCUGUAAGAAAUUACUGAUUUCAUCAGACGCUCUCACUGCUUCUGUUAACUCUUCCUUGCCUUGCCUUGCCCUGCCUUCUACUGUAGCGAAGAACAUUAAUUUUUGUGGAAAAAUUACUGUAUUUAAAUAUUUUGCUGUAUAUUUAUUUGCUUUUUAAAUUUGUUAUUAAGUAUUGACGGUAGCAGUUUUUAUAAAGAUGAAGUAAGCUAAUUUGGAGGCUGCAUAUCUGUAACCUGCAACAUAUUAAAUUCUAAGCAUUUGGCAUAAAACCCACUGUUUAAAUAACCAAACUCUGCUUUUUAAAACCCUUUUCACACACAAAUGACCCACUGCAGUUUCAUUAUUCCUGUAACACUGACUUAUUGAAAUAGUGUUGUGGGAAACAUAACUUGCUUUCUUCCAUCACAGUAUUCAGUUUGUUAGCUGUCACGUCAUCAGAGGACUAAAGUUUCUGUUUUACUCUCCAGAGUUUGCAGGUAGCAAAGAUCAGGUUGAAUCACAUACGUGUAGGCAGCAGGCACUCUCAGCUUCUCCAGUGUCAGUUUACAAACGCCUGCUUCUGCUUUAAUGUGUAAACAUGUUUUACGGUGUAAAAUAAAAUUUCCAAAGACCUCAUAUAUGGCAGGCUAAAUUUUGGGAAAUUGUAUAAAAUUUGCACAAUACAUCCAGAAUUCUUCCAUUUGGUGGAGUGAUGCAGCUAUAAAAAAAGUUUUGGGUUUGAAUGACUCAUAGUAAACUUCAUGCCGCUUUAGUGCAAAGUUGCAACAAACCAAUGUAGGUCAUGGAUGAGGGAAAUCUGGAUGAUAGUUUCUUUUGUAGAAAGGCUUUUUCUUGCACUCGUUUCAUUGGUACUGAUUUGAAUGUAGCCCGUGUUUUUAUGUUUUUGGGUUGAUGUUGUUUACUCUCGUUGUAAUUUACGUUUUAACAAUGAAAGAUUUUGUGACUCUG
This is a messenger RNA of Chelmon rostratus (copperband butterflyfish), 2495 nucleotides long. It is a transcript of the gene tapbpl, whose product is annotated as TAP binding protein like. Gene Ontology annotation, biological process: antigen processing and presentation of endogenous peptide antigen via MHC class I. Bases 172 to 1473 code for a protein of 433 amino acids. The record is from RefSeq and is a predicted model, not a curated record. NCBI's taxonomy places the organism in Eukaryota, Metazoa, Chordata, Actinopteri, Chaetodontiformes, Chaetodontidae. Gene Ontology annotation, cellular component: membrane. The transcript has 9 exons.